Molecule: messenger RNA, 753 nt
Organism: Exophiala viscosa
Lineage: Eukaryota; Fungi; Ascomycota; Eurotiomycetes; Chaetothyriales; Herpotrichiellaceae
Product: cytosine deaminase
Exons: 4
Coding region: 167-619 (150 amino acids)
Biological process (GO): cytidine metabolic process; pyrimidine-containing compound salvage; cytosine metabolic process
Cellular component (GO): nucleus; cytoplasm
Molecular function (GO): cytosine deaminase activity
Source: RefSeq, a predicted model, not a curated record
AUAUCGUGUACCAUGAAGGACUUUUGUCAAACUUUACCGCACGACAUACAUUGACUACUGCUUACGACAUACCUAACAUACCACAGAACUUUCUCCUCAUUUUAGACCACAGCGUUUCCUGGACUCCUGAUUCCUGAAAUCCAAUAACAUCGACUAGGGGGAAAGAAUGUCGGAAAUAGACGAGGGGUUUCUCAUCGCAGUUGAGGAGGCACGACAAAGCUUUGCUGAGGGUGGUGUGCCGAUCGGAGCAUGCCUGGUCUCGAAAGACGGAAAGGUUCUAGGACGAGGGCAUAACUCGCGGGUGCAAAAGGGCAGUGCCACGUUACAUGGCGAGAUCUCAGCACUCGAAAAUUCGGGACGUCUGCCGGCGUCCGCAUAUGCCGGUGCGACGAUGUACACGACGCUGAGUCCCUGCGACAUGUGCACGGGAGCGUGUAUAUUGUACAAGGUGGCGCGGGUGGUGAUCGGAGAGAAUAAGAACUUCGUCGGUGGGGAGGAGUACCUGAAGAAACGGGGCAUCGAGGUGAUAGUCUUUGAGAAUAAGGAAUGUAUGGGAUUGAUGGAGAAGUUCAUAAAUGAGAAGCCCCAUGUUUGGAACGAGGAUAUCGGUGAACCAUGAGGACCGAGUACGUUGGUCAUUUUCAACCGUGACGGCCGAGUUCUGCACUCUUGAAUGUCUCAGACGCCACCAACGUAUGCACUAUCUAACAAAGCGAUAUGCCAUCUCAUACAUACAAGGAAUUGAAGUCUGUG